Molecule: messenger RNA, 2882 nt
Organism: Tarenaya hassleriana
Lineage: Eukaryota; Viridiplantae; Streptophyta; Magnoliopsida; Brassicales; Cleomaceae
Product: anaphase-promoting complex subunit 2
Exons: 16
Coding region: 136-2757 (873 amino acids)
Biological process (GO): ubiquitin-dependent protein catabolic process
Cellular component (GO): anaphase-promoting complex
Molecular function (GO): ubiquitin protein ligase binding
Source: RefSeq, a predicted model, not a curated record
UGUUCGACCAUACUGGCGGCAAAAUCCAAACGCCGGAGGAUUUUGCAGUACAACCGAUUAGGGUUUUUUGAAUUUCCAGCGAAAAGGAGCUCUUUUUGGUUUCGAAUGCGAACUCGGCUCGGCUGAAGAGUGAAAAUGGAGGACUUGGUUUCAUCUGAGUGUGAUUUAGGGAUUUUAGAAUCUCUGUCGGACGAUGCUAUCCAAGAAAUCACGGAAAGCUUCGACGGUUUCUGCGCCGCCGUGCAGUCACUCAUUUCUGGCGCUGGCGAUGGAAACACGUCUGUUGGGUCGGAGCUCGAGUCUCACGUGCACCGACUCUGUAAGCACGGGCUCGAUUCUCUUGUUCGUGACCACUUCCUUAGAUCACUAGAGAUAGCUUUCGAGAAGGAAAGUGUAUCUAAAUUUUGGCGUCAUUUAGAUGCAUACGAGAAGAAGAAACCUCUUAUCUAUGGUGAUGAGAUUCAGGAAGUGUUAUGCAAGGCUUUGGAUGAGUUAUCUAUGGAGAAGCAGUAUCAGGAGAAGUGCUUGUCCAUGGUGGUCGAUGCUCUGCAGUCAUUCAAGGAUCAGUCGUCCAAGAUGAGACAGAAGGCAAAUGCAGAAAAAGUUAAUCUUUUUUCCAUGUUCCAAUUGAUGGUGUCUUCAGUUCUUAUGGCUAGUCUUCCUCAGCAUUUUCCUGAAAUACUCCACUGGUAUUUUAAGGAAAAGCUGGAGGAGCUAAGUGCAAUCAUGGAUGUAGAGGGUAUGGAGGAAAUCGAAGAACAAGAGAGUGAUUGCAUGGAUUUGGAUGAAAAGUUGAGAUGUAAAAAUGGAGAGAUGGAUAUUGAUCAGUGUGAUCCCCAAGGAAAAUACUCUGGACAUGACAAGUUGGUGAAGAACAUCGGGAAGGUGGUCCGUGACCUUAGAAGUGUUGGAUUUACAUCUAUGGCUGAAAAUGCUUAUGCUUCUUCUAUCUUUUUGCUUCUCAAGGCCAAAGUUCAUGAUCUUGCCGGGGACGAUUACAGGACUUCUGUUUUGGAGUCAAUAAAAGAAUGGAUACAGGCAGUGCCUCUGCAAUUCCUCAGUGCACUUCUUUCUUAUCUUGGAGACUCUCUUAGUUACAGUACCCAAUCUUCUAACAUCAAGGCUCCAUUGGCUUCAUGUCCAUCUCCUUGCUUUUCUGGAGUGGAGACUCCUUCAGAAGGACUUGUCAGGUGGAAACUACGGCUGGAAUAUUUUGCUUAUGAGACGCUUCAAGAUUUAAGGAUAGCAAAACUCUUUGAAAUCAUUGUUGACUAUCCCGAGAGUUCUCCUGCUAUUGAAGACUUAAAACAGUGUCUUGAAUAUACAGGACAACAUUCUAAGUUAGUGGAAUCAUUUAUUUCUUCACUAAAAUACCGUCUGCUUACUGCUGGUGCCUCGACCAAUGAUAUAUUGCACCAGUAUGUCUCGACUAUUAAAGCACUCCGGACAAUAGACCCAGCUGGUGUAUUUCUGGAAGCAGUGGGUGAGCCAAUCAGAGACUAUUUACGUGGCCGGAAAGACACGAUUAAAUGUAUCGUUACUAUGCUCACGGAUGGAAGCGGGGGAAACCCGAGUGGGUCAGGAAACCCGGGGGAUAGCCUUCUUGAAGAAUUAAUGAGGGAUGAAGAAAAUCAAGAGAAUGGUAACUUUGACGAUGAUUUUCACACCGAUGAUAAACAAGCUUGGAUCAACUCCUCUCGUUGGGAACCAGACCCAGUUGAGGCUGAUCCUUUAAAAGGCAGCCUGAGUCAAAGGAAGGUGGACAUACUUGGAAUGCUUGUCGGUAUAAUUGGAUCAAAGGAGCAACUAGUAAAUGAAUACCGAGUUAUGCUAGCAGAAAAGCUUCUGAAUAAGACUGAUUAUGACAUCGACACUGAGAUACGUACUGUAGAACUCCUCAAGAUACAUUUUGGAGAAGCAAGUAUGCAAAGAUGUGAGAUUAUGUUGAAUGACCUGAUUGACUCUAAAAGAGUGAACACUAACAUUAAAGCCACCAUUGCCAAAGCCUCUCCAGCAGGUGGUGAUGAGUCUGGAGGGAAUGAGCUAUCUCUUGAUAUUCUUAAUUCAACAAUAAUCUCUACAAACUUCUGGCCGCCAAUUCAGGAUGAGCCACUGGAGCUGCCGAGCCCGAUAGACCAGCUGCUAUCGGAUUAUUCCAACAGAUAUCAUGAAAUCAAGACCCCUCGUAAACUACUUUGGAAGAAAAAUCUUGGCACUGUCAAGUUGGAGUUGGAAUUUGAGGAUAGAGCCAUGCAGUUUACAGUUUCCCCCAUACACGCAGCAAUUAUUAUGCAAUUCCAAGAUAGGAAAAGUUGGACCUCGAAAGAUCUUGCCUCAGCGGUCGGGGUACCGAUGGACACAUUGACCCGGAGAAUAAACUUUUGGAUAAGCAAGGGAGUGGUGAUGGAAUCUCAAGGAACAGAGUCGAAUGGAAACGUGUUCACACUUGUGGAAGCCAUAACUGAUGCUGGGAAGAAUGAUGAGGAGCUUGCAGGCGAUGAAGACGGUGAACGAUCUGUCGCCUCUGUGGAGGACCAACUUCGUAAGGAGAUGACGAUAUACGAGAAAUUCAUAAUGGGGAUGCUGACGAAUUUCGGAAGCAUGGCGUUAGAACGAAUGCAUAACACACUUAAGAUGUUCUGUGUAGCUGAUCCUUCGUAUGACAAGUCGCUGCAACAGCUUCAGAGCUUCCUGUCUGGUUUGGUUGCUGAAGAGAAACUCGAGUUCAGAGACGGAAUGUAUUUUCUCAAGAAAUAAAACUCUAAUGUAAUAAACCCUCUGUUCCUCACCAUUUCCUCACACUAACAGUUGUAUCACUAUGCAAAAGGGUGGCAAAAUAUUCAAUCUUUUUUGGUGAAAUCGAUAGACGAUAUCGUGGCUUU